Molecule: messenger RNA, 1123 nt
Organism: Ictidomys tridecemlineatus (thirteen-lined ground squirrel)
Lineage: Eukaryota; Metazoa; Chordata; Mammalia; Rodentia; Sciuridae
Source: RefSeq, a predicted model, not a curated record
AUGGCUCCCAGCGGAAUUACUAGUGUUGCCGCCUCUAGCGCCCCUGCCCGGUCAUCUGGGCCUUCUGGUUCCGAGAAGUCAGGCCAAAGCUACAACUGGGACUUCCGCCGGAACCCCACGAUGCUCCGCAUGGUGCUGGAGGCGCUGAAGGCCCGGGAGCAGCCGCGGGGCACGUCGCGGGGCAUGUCGGUGGUGGCCAUCAAAGUCUACAUCCAGAGCAAGUACCCGACGGCGGCGGACGCGGGGCGCUUCAAGUACCUGCUGAAGCAGGCCCUGGACACGGGCAUGCGGAAAGGACUGCUCACCAGGCCCGUCAACUCCAGGGCCAGGGGCGCCACCGGCAGCUUCAAACUGGUUCCCAAGCACAAGAAGAAAGUCCAGGCCAGGAAGACGCCGGUCCCCAAGGUCCCCAAGGUCCCCAGGAGGCCCAGGGAGGCUGCUGGGAAGGGCCCCAAGAAGCCAGGCGCGGAGCAGAAGGAAGCGCCCAGCUCUGGCCAGGCCGCGAGGGCCGUCCCCAGGCCAGGGCCAGCCAACCAGGGGGUCCCCAAGAGAGGCCGCCGGGAGGCCAAGGACGCCGAGGCCACCAAGCCUCCCCCCAAGCCAGCCAAGGCCACUCGGGCCCCUUCCAGUGCCAACGGGACCAGUGAGAAGCGGAGAGCCAAGGGCAAGAGGCGACAGCCAGAUGCAGAGGCUUGUGGGAAACCCAAGGUGAAGAAUGCAAGCUCAGAGGUGAAGACCGCGGGUUCAAAGCCCGCCGACGGGCAGGUGGGCACCUGGGUGACCCCCGGGGUCAAGAAUGGAGUCUCCUCCCCAACCAGAAGGAAGAUGGCAGCCAAGACCCCUAAAGAGAAGGUCGGCCAGGGGCCCCGGCAGAGAUCAAGACCCAAAGCUGCUGCUGCUGUCCCUCGGAAGGGUGAUGGGUCCACGGCUGUCCCCACACCUGUGGCCAGGAAGACAGAGGCCCCUGAGGGCCUGAGAAAGCCCAGGCUGCCCACCAAGUCCCCAUCCUCCAAAGCACGCAGCAAGAAGGUAGAGGCCGAGAAGUAGAGGCUGAGAGGUAGAGGCCAGGAGGUAGAGGAGGCCGAGAGGGAGAGGCCGAGAGGUGGAGGCUACGGUGGGCAGA